GAGAGAGAGAAGGGGGAUUGACAGAGAGAGAGAGAGAGAGCAGCGGACAUUACUGGCAAUGAGAGCUUCAUCUUCAUCAUCAUCCUCCUCAUCCUCCUGGAUGCAGAGUGUGCAGGACAGCAGUAAUGGAUUUUGGGAUUCUUUGAAAAAAGCAGCAUUUGUGAUUGGAUCGGGUCUUUUUUUCCUGGUGGCCUUCAGGAACUCAGUUACAUGGCAUCUUCAGAGGUUUUGGGGAGCAUCAGGAGAUUUCUGGCAGGCUCAGUGGACCAGACUUUACACAGUGUUUAAUAGAAAUGAGGCAUCUCUGUUUUUCAUCGGAACGAUGCUGGUGCCAACUUUGUUUUUCUGGAUGUUUAACGGCUUCCUGAUGAUCGUAGAUAUGACGGGAAAACCUGCUUUUAUCACACGCUACAAAAUCCAACAGGACAAAAAAAGCCCGGUGGAGGUGGAGCGUGUGUGGAGGGCAGUGAAGAAGGUGCUGUGUAAUCAGUUGUUUUUGUCGGUUCCGUUGCUGGUUCUCACCUACACUGUGAUGUCAUGGCGUGGAGAACCCUGUGCUCCUGAACUGCCCACUUUCCACUGGGUUCUACUGGAGCUCGCUGUGUGUGGCCUGCUAGAGGAAGUGCUGUUCUACUACUCACACAGGCUGUUCCACUAUCCGUUCUUCUACAAAAACAUCCAUAAGCUUCAUCAUGAGUGGACCGCGCCUAUUGGAGUUGUGUCUCUGUACGCACAUCCUGUCGAACAUGUGUUGUCCAACAUGCUGCCGGCUCUGAUAGGCCCAGUUCUGCUGGGUUCUCACAUGGCCACCACGUCUCUGUGGUUCAGCAUGGCUCUGAUCGUCACCUCCAUCUCACACUGUGGGUAUCACCUGCCCCUGCUGCCAUCGCCCGAGUUCCAUGACUUCCACCACCUCAAGUUUAAUCAGUGUUACGGUGUUCUGGGGGUUCUGGACCGGCUGCACGGCACCGACGAUAAAUUCCGUAAAACCAAAGAAUAUGAGAGACACACACUCCUGCUGAGUCUCACACCACUUACCAAGAGCAUCCCGGACAUGCCCAAAAAACAAGUGACAUCACAACCCUGGACACGCCCAAAAAACAAGUGAAAACUAGAAAGGGUUUCAUUUUUCAGAUCCUGUUUCUGCAUCAGUAAUUAAUGUAAAAAUAAGAAGAAAUAAUGAUAGUUUUUUUAAUAUUCUUGUAAAUUCUAUGCUGGUGUUUAUGCUUCACAAAUAUAUUUAAAUGAUUAUAAAUAUCUUAAAGAAACUUUUUAUUCUGAUAAAGUGUUUUAUUUGCUGUUUCAUCCACAACUUUCCCCAAAAUCAGCAUUUUCUUUUUGUUGAUUUAUUUAAUAAUGAAAAUGACAAAACAUGUAAUCAAAUAAAUAAAAUCUUAACAUGAUUAUACAAUGUUUAAUGGUGUAUUAAUGUACAGAUGAUAAUAAAAUAUAAUUCUGGA
Molecule: messenger RNA, 1460 nt
Organism: Silurus meridionalis
Lineage: Eukaryota; Metazoa; Chordata; Actinopteri; Siluriformes; Siluridae
Gene: faxdc2
Product: fatty acid hydroxylase domain containing 2
Exons: 9
Coding region: 59-1108 (349 amino acids)
Biological process (GO): sterol biosynthetic process
Molecular function (GO): iron ion binding; C-4 methylsterol oxidase activity
Source: RefSeq, a predicted model, not a curated record